Messenger RNA from Chiloscyllium plagiosum (whitespotted bambooshark), 774 nucleotides. NCBI's taxonomy places the organism in Eukaryota, Metazoa, Chordata, Chondrichthyes, Orectolobiformes, Hemiscylliidae. The record is from RefSeq and is a predicted model, not a curated record.
GGGUUUAGUGAGUGACAGACUGGUGAGACUUAUUUUUCACCUUGUCUCUCGCCCACCCUCCCCCAUUUGCUCCUCCGACAGCCUCCAGUCCUGACAGUUUGCUCCUGCCCGAUUGGAAUCUGAGGGGAGUUGGGAAAGCAGAGGGUUCAGACCCAGGAGGUGGCCCGGGGAUGAGAGGGGCUGAGGACCACCAUGGAUUUGUUGCUGAAAAAUAAGUACAGCCACUUCCACAACGACAACGCUACCGAGGCGGCCCAAGGGGAGGCGCUGCUGCCUUCCUCUGCCUCCUGCUCCUCCCUGGCCCCCAUCCUGCCCGCCCAGGGGGCAGAGGUGUCCCCCGGGCCGGAGGACAGCCCCACCACCCUGUGCUCCUUCUUCCCCAGGAUGGGGAACGUCAAGCUCUCCCACGCGGCCGGCCUGCCGCAAGCGAGGGCAGGGGCAGGGGCAGGGCUGGGCGGCGGGGGCGCCGGACACUCGGGAGCUGAGCCUGACUUCUCUCCCCGUUGGCAGGACAUGAACCGGCUGGGCUGCGGAGCAGGAGCAGGAGGAGGGGGGAAGAAGACGCGAGUGGAGGGCGGCCAGCUCGGGGGUGACGAGUGGACACGCCAUGGCAGCUUUGUGAACAAGCCAAGUCGGGGCUGGCUCCAUCCAGACGACAAGGUGAUGGGGUCCGGUGUCCCCUACCUCGUACGGGUGAGUCUCUCCGAGAGCCCGCUGGGUAUUACCCGCUGUCCCCCAAUUACCCCCCUCCUGUAUUACCCACUGUCCCCCAAU